Molecule: messenger RNA, 748 nt
Organism: Dipodomys ordii (Ord's kangaroo rat)
Lineage: Eukaryota; Metazoa; Chordata; Mammalia; Rodentia; Heteromyidae
Gene: Rps8
Product: ribosomal protein S8
Exons: 6
Coding region: 69-695 (208 amino acids)
Biological process (GO): translation; maturation of SSU-rRNA from tricistronic rRNA transcript (SSU-rRNA, 5.8S rRNA, LSU-rRNA)
Cellular component (GO): cytosolic small ribosomal subunit; ribosome
Molecular function (GO): structural constituent of ribosome
Source: RefSeq, a predicted model, not a curated record
GGCGGGACAGUGUAUCACAAAUGGGACCGUGAGGCUUUGCGUUUCCUCUUUCCAGCCAGCGCCGAGCGAUGGGCAUCUCUCGGGAUAACUGGCACAAGCGCCGCAAAACCGGGGGUAAAAGGAAACCCUACCACAAGAAGCGGAAGUAUGAGCUGGGACGCCCUGCCGCCAACACGAAGAUCGGCCCCCGUCGCAUACACACAGUCCGAGUUCGGGGUGGCAACAAGAAAUACCGUGCUCUGAGGCUGGAUGUGGGCAACUUUUCCUGGGGUUCUGAGUGUUGUACUCGUAAAACAAGGAUCAUUGAUGUUGUCUACAAUGCAUCCAAUAACGAGCUGGUCCGCACCAAAACCCUAGUAAAGAACUGCAUUGUGCUCAUCGACAGCACACCGUACCGGCUGUGGUAUGAAUCCCAUUAUGCACUGCCCCUGGGCCGCAAGAAGGGGGCCAAGCUGACUCCUGAGGAGGAAGAGAUUUUAAACAAAAAGCGAUCCAAGAAAAUUCAGAAGAAAUAUGAUGAAAGAAAAAAGAAUGCCAAAAUCAGCAGUCUAUUAGAGGAGCAAUUCCAACAAGGGAAGCUUCUUGCCUGCAUUGCAUCCCGACCAGGCCAGUGUGGCCGAGCAGAUGGCUAUGUGCUAGAAGGCAAGGAGCUGGAAUUCUAUCUGAGGAAGAUCAAGGCCCGGAAAGGCAAAUAAAGUCAUCUACCAUCCUUAGCUCAUGUAAUAAAAGUGUUUAUUGUUCUAUGUCU